GCACGGUUCGUUGAAUGCCAACUAUACAGAGGGGGGCUUUUCACGAUCCGAGUCAUGAGGAUAAGCUUACUGCACCGUUCCCUCCCUUGCUUUCGUACUGCUACUGAAUUAUAUGAGAUUCCACAAGAUUGAAUCUGUGCGUCACUGUUAUAAUACGCCGGCCAUUUCUCCUCCUGUUAAUUUUCCUUCACUCUCUCUCUCUCUCUAUCUUCCUUUCUCUCUGUCAUCUAGCUUUCGCAGUUUCUGGCUUUUUCCGCGCCCUGUUUUUUAGCACUUCUCUUCUGUGCAGUACAUGUGAUGUAGCCCGGUUUUACUGUACGCAUUUCUCUCUGAUGGGGAAGAAGGGAGGUACCUCCUGGUUGACCGCUGUGAAAAGGGCAUUUAGAUCUCCAACCAAAGACACUGACAAAAGGAACCAAGAAGAAGACGAAGACAAGAAAAGAGAAAAACGACGAUGGCUUUUCAGAAAAACAGCGAAUCAGGACGCUGCGGUGAGUAUUCAGCACACCCCAACAAAGGAGAACCUCGAUUCGGCUGCCACAACUGCUGGUCGUGCUCCUGUGCCGACGGUGAUGGCGACGGAUCAGAACAAUGCGCUUGCCGCGGCGGUAGCAAAGGCUGAAGCGGCCAUGGUCACCGCUCAGGCAGCAGCGGAAGCUGCUAGGUUUAAAAGGCCUUCGAAUCAAGCCAGGGAGCACUAUGCUGCUACGGUGAUUCAAACUGCUUUUAGAGGAUACCUUGCAAGGAGGGCACUUCGAGCGCUUAAAGGGUUGGUGAAAUUGCAAGCUUUGGUGAGGGGUCAUAAUGUUCGGAAGCAGGCAAAAAUGACCCUUCGGUGCAUGCAGGCUCUGGUUCGAGUGCAAGCCAGAGUGCUUGACCAGCGCUCGCGGUUCUCCCACGAGACCAGUAGUAGAAAAUCCACAUUCAGUGACACCAACAGCGUUUGGGAGUCGCGGUAUCUUCAGGAUAUUUCAGACAGGAGAUCAAUGUCAAAAGAAGGAAGCAGUAUUGCAGACGACUGGGAUGAACGCCCACACACAGUUGAGGAACUUAAAGCCAUGUUACAGCAGAGGAAAGAAGCAGCAGCUAUGAAGCGUGACAAGUCAUUGUCUCGAGCUUUCUCGCAACAGCUUUUGAGAAAUGGUUGGAACUCAUCGAUUGGAAAUGAAGAUGAACUGGAAGAGAGACCGAAAUGGCUGGACAGGUGGAUGGCUUCAAAGCCAUGGGAGACCAGAGGAAGAGCUUCGACUGAUCAAAGAGACACCAUUAAAACUGUAGAAAUUGACACUUCUCAGCCUUACUCAUAUCUGGGAUCUAACUACAGAAGAUCACAUCCAAAUUAUCAAUAUAACCCACACCAACCCCAGAGACAUUCAGUGGCUUCCCCACUCCACAGAAGCCACCCAAAUAGCUCUUUUCAUCAAUCUCCUGCAACCCCAUCUCCUGCAAAAUCACGGCCUAUCCAAGUCCGGUCUGCGAGCCCUCGAUGUGGUAGGGAAGAUAGAAGCUACCAUACAUCUCAAACCCCAAGUUUAAGGUCCAAUUACCAUUAUUCUGGAAGUCUGUACCAAAAUGGAAGGGUUGGAACGAGUAUCAGUGGCGGGGGUACGUUGCCUAAUUACAUGGCUGCAACUGAGUCUGCAAAGGCCCGAGUUCGGUCUCAGAGCGCUCCGAGGCAGAGGCCAUCUACGCCGGAGAGGGACAGGGCAGGAUCAAUAGCAAAGAAGAGGCUUUCAUUCCCCAAUGCUCCAGACCCUUAUGGUGUUGCAAUGGGUUAUGGAAAUUAUGGGCAUAAUUUAAGAAGUCCAAGCUUCAAAAGCGUGAGUGCUUCACACUUUGGGUUGGAGCAGCAAUCCAAUUAUUCUUCUUGCUACACCGAGAGUCUUGGUGGCGAGAUUUCUCCAUCUUCAACUGGUGAUCUUAGAAGGUGGUUGAGAUGAUUAGAAGCCAAACUCUGAUAACCAUUAACGAAGUGUGAGAGAUCUGCAGGUUCUUUGUCUUUGCCGGAAACUUGAUAUCUUUUUUAAGGGGCCAUCUUAAUAAAAGAUUUUGAUGCGAGAAUUAAUUUUCAUUGACCCGCUCACCCUAAAUUGAUUGGGGGUGGCCUGAACUAGAUGUAGGAGCUGCAAAGUUGCUAGGAGGCUGCUGAUAAUUAUUGAUGUGUGUUUAUCAUUCUUUUCAAUGAAUUCUAUGGAUUGUCCUGUGAAAAAUAAGCGUAAUCUCCAGUUUCUCAGAAAUUUUCCCUGUGCU
Molecule: messenger RNA, 2250 nt
Organism: Neltuma alba
Lineage: Eukaryota; Viridiplantae; Streptophyta; Magnoliopsida; Fabales; Fabaceae
Product: protein IQ-DOMAIN 1-like
Exons: 5
Coding region: 333-1940 (535 amino acids)
Molecular function (GO): protein binding
Source: RefSeq, a predicted model, not a curated record